Messenger RNA from Trichosurus vulpecula (common brushtail), 2381 nucleotides. RefSeq names its product UDP-glucuronosyltransferase 1-6-like. The transcript has 5 exons. Gene Ontology annotation, molecular function: UDP-glycosyltransferase activity. The record is from RefSeq and is a predicted model, not a curated record. Lineage: Eukaryota; Metazoa; Chordata; Mammalia; Diprotodontia; Phalangeridae. The coding region runs from base 175 to 1773 and encodes 532 amino acids.
CUAUGUGGGUGUUGAAAUUAGGCAGGCAUCUUUUCAAGCAAGGACCGUGUUUACAACAUGACUUUGCAUGCCCAGUCAAAGAUAAACAUUAAUCUGUGGACUUAGGUCUGCUUGGAGACAAAACUCCGCCUCAGUUUGGUGGGAAGAGAAGAGAGAUUUUUCUUUAUUUACGAGAUGAAGGCUCAUAUUGUUCUCCCUUUGUAUUGGGUAGUAGGAAGCCUUUUCUUAAUAUUCUGGGGCAUGGCUGAAAAUAAGAAACUCCUGGUUUUCCCUCAAGAUGGAAGUCACUGGCUCAGCAUGCGGGAUGUGAUUGAAGAGCUAAGUAAGAAGGGGCAUGAAAUUGUGGUGCUAGUGCCUGAAGUAAAUUUGCUCCUUAAAGAAUCAAAAUUCUACAAAAGAAAACUCUACCCUGUCCCCUACCCCCAGGAUGAACUGGAGAAGCGUUUCCAGACAUUUGGCCAUAAUCUCUUUGCAGAGAGGUCUUUCCUGAGCGCAGCCUGGGUUGAGUAUCAGAAUAACCAUCUUGUCAUUGACAUGUUCUUCCUCAACUGUGACAGCCUGCUGAAGGACCAUGAGACCAUCAGAUACCUCGAAGAAAGCCAAUUUGACACCCUCUUCACAGACCCAGCAUUGCCGUGUGGGAUGAUCCUGGCCGAGCAUCUGUCCAUACCUUCUGUAUACUUUUUCCGAGGCUUUCCCUGUGCUUUGGAGCACACGAUGAGCAGGACCCCCAACCCCGUGUCUUUCAUCCCCAGGUGCUACACUGCCUUUUCUCACCACAUGACCUUCUACCAGAGAGUGAUCAACUUCCUGGUGAAUGAUUUAGAGACCCUCCUCUUUAAGGACUUGUACACAAAAUACCUAGAGAUUGCUGCUGACUUCCUAAAGAGAGAGGUGAACCUGCCAACCCUCUAUGGACAAGGAUCCAUUUGGCUUUUGAGAUAUGAUUUUGUGUUUGAGUAUCCCAGGCCCAUCAUGCCCAACAUGGCCUUCAUUGGAGGAAUAAACUGCAAACAAAGGAAAAGACUGGAACAGGAAUUUGAAGCCUAUGUGAAUGCCUCUGGGGAACACGGAGUUGUGGUCUUCUCCCUGGGCUCUAUGGUCUCAGAAAUCCCAAUGAGCAAAGCCAUGGAAAUCGCUGAAGCUUUGGGUACAAUACCUCAGACAGUAUUGUGGCGGUACACUGGAACCCCACCUUCUAAUCUAGCCAAGAACACCAAACUUGUGAAAUGGCUUCCACAGAAUGAUCUGCUUGCUCACCCGAAGACCCGGGCAUUCAUCACUCAUGCUGGCUCUCAUGGUGUCUAUGAAGGGGUCUGUAAUGGAGUGCCAAUGGUGUCCUUGCCUUUGUUUGGAGAUCAGAUGGACAAUGCUAAACGCAUGGAGUCAAGAGGGGCAGGAGUGACCCUGAACGUCCUUGAAAUGACAUCUGAUGAUCUCAGCAAGGCACUGAAGAAGGUUAUAAAUGAUAAAAGCUACAAGGAAAACAUCAUGCGUCUGUCAGCUCUUCACAAAGAUCGGCCUAUCAGCCCCCUUGACCUUGCUGUGUUCUGGGUGGAAUUUGUGAUGAGAAACAAAGGGGCCCCACAUUUACGUGCUGCUGCCCAUGACCUCAACUGGAUCCAGUACCAUUCCUUGGAUGUCAUUGCUUUCCUCCUGGCUAUUGUAUUGACUGUUGUACUAAUUACUGUGAAAUGCCUAAAGUUUUGUUUUCAGAAAUGCUUUGGUAAAAAAGGAAAAGCUAAGAAAGCCACCAAACCUAAGUCUCAUUGAGCCACAUUUUAAAAUCUAGAUAUAUUUGUUUGUUUUCCCUAUGGAUUCUGAAAAUGUACCCAUAAGAAUUCCAUGCACACCCAAGCACACAAAUACACUAAUGUAUCCUCAUGCAGACAACUCAUUUUCAAAUCAAUUUUUGAUAAAGAAAAUCUCAAUCUUAUUUUGUUGUUUAUUGAAGUAGGAGCAUAGAGCUUAUUGAAGUAAGGCAAGAUUCAUAACCUCGAGGAUGACCAUGAACAUGCUUGAAUGGUUCGGGAUCGAGAAGUAUAAGAGAUUCUCUAGUCAGAAAACAGAGGAACUAUAACAUUUAUUUAGACACAAGAGAAUUUAAUCCCAGGACCAAUAAUUGCAAUUUCAUAUAGUAGCAAUUUUAUUCCAACACCAUUAAGCCCACCUCAAUUUAGCAACAAGGAAAUUAUAACAAAUUAUUAUAACAAGGAGCCAAGCCAUAUUGUAACUUAAUCCCCCCACAUGGUGCUCUGCUAGCACAAAUGGAUCGGAAUGUUAUCAGUCACCCACAACCAGUGUUUGUAGCAAAGGCACAAGUUAUGAUAUUGGUGAAAACCAAACUAAACAUAUGAAUAAAUCCCUACUAAUAAUUUUUC